UCACCGUCAUCGACGAGGUGAUGGUCACAUGGAUAAUGUUUGGCUACCGUCGUCCUAUUCAUUCUUCAUUGGCACCAUUUCCCUUCACUUUGAUUAUCGAUCCCUCCUUCUUUGAAACGCUGUUUUUCUCGUCCAUUGUGUUUCUUCCCUCCCUUUCUCCUUUGUCUUUAUCUUCCCCUGACUAUCCCUCCUCUCCCUCCCACUCCCCUCUGAAACGAGCACGGAUCUCCCCGCAAACUUAGCCUUGAUUGCUCAUCGUCAUGUUUUGGUCCUUGAUUUAGGACAUUCCUUCUAGUAUAAUCUUGGAGUUACGUGGUUGUGAGAGGUUGACCCAGCAAGACCGAUCACUGUUGCCUUUGGGACUCAUUUUCUCUCCUCUAUUUCUAUCAGUCCCACCUCCGCCAACCCUCCUUACACGACAACAAUUUUCGAUACACGUCUUCAGUCCUCAGAUCAUGAUCCGUCGCAACUCCGAUAUAGAGAUCCAGCUCCCCGAUGCUGGCCCGGCUGUCGCCUCCGAUCUUGUAGAUGAAGCGGACGUGGAAAUGCUUUCCGAGGAACCAGCGCCGCCGCUGAGCUUACCAGCCCAUAUCGCCGCCCGUUUCUACCGUAAAUCCAGCGCUGCAAGACGCUCCUCUGUGGCAUCAUCACGACGAAGCUCAGUAUCUUCCCUGCAUUCACAGCAUUCGAACGCGUCAGUCCAUGGCGCAUCACCCGCAGACCACAUCGCGCAACACCUCCGCCGGACCUCCAUACUCGAAAGUCGCAAAGCCAGGCUCGCAGACCGUGCUUUGCAUGCGGAGAAAGUGAGGCUACGUGCCACCUUGGCAAAAGCAGCUACCAGGAACCUGCACAGGGAGGAAAGAGCGCUGGCUGCCCAACAAGCUCGCGAACGACUUUUGGCUGAGAUCACGGCCAAGUGCGAGGAAGAAGUCCGACGGGCAAAGAAAAAGGCCGAAGACAACAGGGAGAAAAAGGCUGCAGAACACGCCCGGCUCCGGUUGGAGAUGGCGGAGAAGUUUGCUGAGGCGGAGAAACGUCGCACGCUUUAUCAACAGACUCAUCGGCGCCAUCGUACGAGCAGCUUGCCCACCGCCGAAGAAAAGAAGAUGGCUGGUGAGGUCACCAGAUCGCUUACUCAAGAUGCUGCGGCGAAGAAGAUCCAGCGGAUAUGGAAGGCCUACUACGCGAAGAUGGUCAUGCAGCAAUUCUUGUCUCUAAAUGUCAGUGUCGAACGCAUUCGCAGCCUAUCUUUCGAGGAUGUUGGAGAGUUACUCUCAAAUGAGGGGGUGCUGAGCACCAUGACUCGAGUUCUUCGGCUCUGUGGUCUUCAGGACAUGGAAAGUAGCACAAUGGGGGCGAGGGGUGCAGUGCGCACAUUCCUUAGCAGCUACCUUAUCGUAACGCAUCCGGCCGAGGUUCUAAGCAAUAUCGGUGAGCAGGAACAGGACCUAAUCGCCAAGGCGCGGGAGCUUCUCGUCGCUUUUGAACAGAUUGCGCCUUUACUCUCGUCCGGCUGUUGCUCACCAUCUGCAAUUUCCACAGAUCUUCAAACAUUGUGUGAGGCAUACAAUGUGUUUUUCUCUGCAUUCCAUGCGUGGAAAUCCCAUGAUUCAAGCGUUCUGAUCGAGAUCAUGCUUGCUCAAUUCAUUGAACUAGAAUUAAUAUGGCAGACAGUCAAAAAUGAUCGGGCCGGUGGUGCGGCGGAUGAUUACCAACAGGGCAUCAGGCAGAAUCAGAUCCUACUUCUGGCCAGACUGAAGCGACUUGCUGGCUCCGACAAGGCCAUGCAGCUGGUACGAGAUGCUUUGAAGAAGGCCAAGCGGGCCAAAAAGCGCGCUGCUCCCAAGCAGGCCAUCCCGCGAUCAGCCGAAGUAGCCUCGUCCACUGAAGUCACUGCGGAGAGUGUCACUUCGCCCAUUAGUGAGACAUUCAACAAUAUUGAUAGUACGGUCCUGCAGGAUCUGGAUCGGCAACGAGUCUCCCCGCAUGAGCGAUUCACUCAAGUUCUCACAGCGCUCCCGGAGAAUCGCACUUUGGUCCAUGAACUCCUCAUAAACAAGGAAUUCAAGAUCGAUGAGACACAGUAUACAGAGCCUCGCAUGCAGAUCAUGAAACAUAUGUGUGACAUGAUGAGGAAAGAUGUGGAGGCUGGGCUGGGCACGAAUUGGACCAUUGCCAUGGCCACGGUGAUUCAAGAUCGACUACUACGGUCGCUCCGACCGGGUAACUCACUCCAUGUGCUUAUUAGUGAGGUUCUCGAUCCAAAGUUAGUUGAGAAUCAAUGCAAGGCAGGCACCUUUUCCUAUGAUGCUUUUUUUGAAUUUAUGAACACCAUUCUGCCUAAGCUGUGUGCUCCAUAUCGCGACCCUGAAGUUCAACGAUUUGCUGAUGACACGUCCGGGGAUGCGAUCGAUCGACUAGCCAGAUUGAUGGCAAUAAUUGAUCUGCUCUCACUGGAUCACACGAACUUCAUGAUUCAAAUCGCUGCACCUCAGCUUAUUCAAGAGGCGCCGGGAUACGAGCAAAGAACUUUUGAAAGGGGCCUCCAGGACGGAUUCAUUGGCUUGGGAAAGAGCCGGCGCUUCUGGCGCACCCACCGGAAGAUGAUUGUGGAUGAGAUGAGGAAGCGUGAUCCAGAAAAUGUCCACGGGGAACCAAAUCCCGCAGCCCCGAAGAUAUAUGCCCAGGGCCUCGUUGAUCUCGUCUUCACUAAUGCAGCCGUGUCUGAUGAUCUGAUCCCCGAGACCUUGGAUCUCGACCGCCAGCGACUGGGUAGAUUACACGCUCAGGCUUUUAGAAUCGUAGCCACGGCCUCUAUCCUUUUGACAGCAAAAAACCUACUCAAGCGUGAUGUGCGGUCACAAUGGAAGGCCGAAGCUGACCGGAUUCUAUCUUUGGACUUCAACGAAAUCACGCCGGAGCGAGUUCGGUCAAUUCUAGAAUCGACCCAUCCGAUGCCUUCCAGUGCAAGUUCACAGCUGGCAGCGACCAUUCGAAGGGUUCUGGCUCCCGUUGCCACUGCUUGUGCCACAGCGUUACCCUCUGUGACAUCGCCAACAUCGGUUGAGGUACAACCCGACUUGUCGAAGCAGGAGUCGUUGUCUGUUACAGAGCCGGCGAUUGCAUCGGACUCUAAUGGGGGCGGGCUAGCUACGUCCGCAACCAGCUUCACGGACCCCGUUGCCCGGCUCAUCCUGUCUCGCCUCCGCACUCACGUCUUCUAUCGUCUCAGUGCAUCGAACGCCAGUGAACGGGUGCGGGCCACGACGACUGCCAGCCAGAGUUUAGCGGGCGCAGGGAUGCCGGAGUUUGUUAACGACGUUGGAAAACUGGUGGAAGAAUUGGAGAAGGUGCGAGAGGUGGAUUGGCUUUGCCAUGGCAUGGUGUAUGAACAGCUAUUGGGGGAAGGCAUUUCUCCAGGAUCGGUACAGGGAUAGACCAAGGCGUUCAGUUGGUUUUGUGUUACGCAUUUCUGGCAUGACUUUCUAAUUAUACGAUCAGGGCUCAGUGCAAGCGCAAUGUGAUGGAUCCAUGCAAUAAGGGGAAAUUCGGUUUAUAUUGUAUUUUUUGCAUGCGGUGGUUUGGAUACCAUCAAGUCGUCGCGAUGUUUUGAUAUAGUUUAAAACACAAUAAUUGGAAGAUAUGUUCCAGCAUCCAACCCUUGGUUAUGUGCUUAUUGUUUAUUUUUUUUUUUUUU
Messenger RNA from Aspergillus wentii DTO 134E9, 3700 nucleotides. RefSeq names its product IQ calmodulin-binding motif domain protein. NCBI's taxonomy places the organism in Eukaryota, Fungi, Ascomycota, Eurotiomycetes, Eurotiales, Aspergillaceae. Bases 456 to 3440 code for a protein of 994 amino acids. The record is from RefSeq and is a predicted model, not a curated record. The transcript has a single exon.